GGCUCAAAGUUCAAUUCCAGCAUGUACUCGAUUCGAGGUUUAGUCAUUUGUGUCUUACUGUCAUUGAAUGGAUUGUCAAAAUCAAACGAUUUAGAGAUUCCAGGCACUAAUACUGAAAUUCCUGUAGGAACCCGCGCUGCUCUCCAAGCUGCAAGUGUGGCCAUUCAUUACUUAAAUUACCAUCAUGGAUCACCAUACCAACAUUAUCAGCUACAUAAGCUUAAAGAAGUCCAUCGUGAGGCAAUUUUCAAUCUUGGAAACAAGUACCACCUUGAAUUUGAAGUGAAAAAUGAAAACUCCUCAAAUGUUACUGAAAUCUGUGCAGCAUAUGUAUCCUCUUACAAGAAAAAUAUUCCAGAUGUAUCUCUGCAGUGUGAUUUAAGACACCUCAAGAAUGACAGCUUCAAGAAAGAUAAUGAAUUUUACUUCAAUUUGAGAAAUAGGAAAGACCCGGUGGUAGGCUACAAUAUUCCUGAUAAUUUUGGAUUUAUAAACCCUGAAAUGAUGCCAAUCUGGCACCUGGCAAAAGUUAGUGCCAGCUAUAUAAUGUGGCACAAAUCCACUGAAACUAAGAGGUAUAACAUGCUUCAAAUACAGAAAAUUAACCAAUGGAUCAGGACAGUCAAAUUUCUUGAAUUUACCUACACUGUUCUUCUCCACGAGAUCCCAACCCAGGAAAUAAUUACAUGUAAUAUGUGGGUGAUGUGGAAGCCUAAAUAUUCACCGUUGGUGAAAUACACUUGCUUACCCCCUCCAUCUGAAAGUACUUCUGAAGAGUCAGAACUUGGGAGGACGGAGAGCCCCGGAUUCCUCGUACCGGUGCAGCCCGGAUCGCAAGUGCUGGAACGCCCCGGAUCACAAAGGCGAUAAAAGUCAGCUACUGAUUACUAAACAUCCAAAUGGGACACCAUAUAUUUACUAAAAGGAUUAUUUUCCUUUAUACUGGCAGCGCAAAAGAAACCAAACUAGGGACAUUAUGAAAACAGUAUCUGAAGUAGUUUGCCUCUUACACUAAUAAUGCUACUUUAAAUGGCUCACACUCUACCUUGUAUUUCAAGACCUGCUAUAAAGCUACAUAUACUUUGUACAAGAUAAUCAAGACAUCCAGGGUAAACCUCUUUCAAAUUAAGAAAAUAACUGUUAACAUCAAUUUACUGCAUUAAUAAAACCUGUGUUGCUAUCUAAAAAGAAUGGUCAAUGAAAAAUUUUAUUUCUGAACAGAUUUAUAAUCCAUCAUAGUCUGCUUUGAUAUGUUCCACAUUAUUGUCUUAGAUCAAGAAUAAAUACUUUUUAGCAAACCAAAACAUUUAGUCUUCAAAACACUUUUGUGAAGGAGUGUGAAUGUGGCAACAA
This is a messenger RNA of Mobula hypostoma (lesser devil ray), 1353 nucleotides long. It is a transcript of the gene lxn, whose product is annotated as latexin. Gene Ontology annotation, molecular function: metalloendopeptidase inhibitor activity. Bases 22 to 870 code for a protein of 282 amino acids. Lineage: Eukaryota; Metazoa; Chordata; Chondrichthyes; Myliobatiformes; Myliobatidae. The transcript has 6 exons. The record is from RefSeq and is a predicted model, not a curated record.